Molecule: messenger RNA, 921 nt
Organism: Talaromyces atroroseus
Lineage: Eukaryota; Fungi; Ascomycota; Eurotiomycetes; Eurotiales; Trichocomaceae
Exons: 6
Coding region: 1-921 (306 amino acids)
Biological process (GO): dephosphorylation
Molecular function (GO): phosphoprotein phosphatase activity
Source: RefSeq, a predicted model, not a curated record
AUGCGCCAAAAAAGGUUAUCAAGGUCAAGCAAUGCUACCACGGUGACAACCACGAUAGAUAGCUCUACAAGUUUCCACCUCGACUCUCCGGAUCGGCCAUUUGACAACAUUUUGAAUUUUCGGGAUGUUGGGAAGUCUAUUAAUGAGUUCACGGGCUCAAAAAUUUUGAAAGAAAACAUACUCUUCCGUAGUGCUCGGCCAGACGAUGCAUCCAAGCGAGACAGGCAGCGUCUCCAAGACGACAUUAGUCUAUCGACGGUGAUUGAUUUGCGUUCAAAACGGCGUCGGAAUUCUCUACCAGCCUCAUCUCUAGAAGAUGCCAACAUUGCAAAUACACCCCCUUCUUAUCGACAGCAUCUUUUGGAAUUACCUGGCGUAAAUCGACACUUUAUCAGUCUUACAGGACGUGCCUUUGAGAGGUUACUUUUGUGGCGUUUGGACUGCCUCAGGUUACCGCGCGGAUGCAGUCAAGCUCAAGACACGCUCGACUGCGCUGGCGCUGAGAUUCGAGAAAUUUUUGACAUAUUGACCAAGGGAAAAUCAUACCCUGUCUUGAUUCAUUGCACGCAAGGGAAAGACCGUACCGGACUCAUCAUUUUGUUACUGUUAUUUCUGAUUGCUGAUACGUCGUCACCAGCACUAUUAUCAACACAGAAAGAAGGACAACAAUCCAUACCGCUUAACGCCAUGGCCUCUGAUUACAUGAAAUCGGAGAGUGAACUUCAGCCUGAAUUUGAGUCUUUAAUGAAAGAAAUCUCAGAUAUAGGACUGGAUGAGGAGUAUGCAAAGACUCCGUCGGGGUUUACGGGCGCUUUGAAGUCGUAUCUAGACACGAAAUAUGGAGGUGUGAGGAAAUAUUUGCUCUCGAUUGGUGUUGGGGAAGAGAAGAUUGACAGGGUGAUAAGGACUCUAAUGGUUUGA